Jaminaea rosea is the source of this 2699-nucleotide messenger RNA. Its product is annotated as DEAD-domain-containing protein. Gene Ontology annotation, molecular function: nucleic acid binding; RNA helicase activity; ATP binding. The transcript has 3 exons. Gene Ontology annotation, biological process: rRNA processing. Gene Ontology annotation, cellular component: nucleus. The coding region runs from base 35 to 2665 and encodes 876 amino acids. Lineage: Eukaryota; Fungi; Basidiomycota; Exobasidiomycetes; Microstromatales. The record is from RefSeq and is a predicted model, not a curated record.
CCUUCUUCCGUCGUUCUACCACCACCACGCCGCCAUGCCAUCAGCGCCCUCAGCGGCAGGCAGCAGUCGCAAAAGACGAUAUGACAACGGCGGAAACGCUGAGGCUGGUCCAUCAAAGCCGUCGAAGCUGUCCAAGUCACGCUCCCGCGAUACGCGCAGGCUGAAGCGCGACGCCGAGCAGCAAGAGAUCGACGACCUCGAAGUACGAUGCGCAGCAUUCGUCCCUCCAAAGGACUAUGCGCGAUUCGAACACUUGCCGCUAUGCUCAAAGACGGCUCAGGGCUUGAAAAAGGCAGCCUACAUCGACAUGACUGAUAUUCAGGCAAAGUCACUGCCACUCUCGCUCAAGGGCAAGGAUGUCUUGGGCGCCGCCAGGACAGGGUCGGGGAAGACGCUCGCUUUCCUCAUACCCAUCCUCGAGCGUCUAUAUAGAGCCAAAUGGGGGGCAGCGGAUGGGCUGGGAGCACUCAUCAUAUCACCUACUCGCGAGCUAGCAAUGCAGAUCUUCGACGUGCUGCGCAAGAUGGGCUCGUUCCAUUCCUUCUCCGCGGGGCUGCUCAUCGGUGGCAAGGACCUCAAGCAGGAGCAAGAUAGGCUCGCCAGAAUGAACAUCGUCGUCGCUACUCCUGGUAGACUACUCCAACACAUGGACCAGACCAUCGGCUUCGACUGCUCCAACGUGCAGUGCCUCGUCCUCGACGAAGCGGAUCGACUACUCGACAUGGGAUUCGCAAAUACCCUAAAUGCAAUCGUUGAGAACCUGCCAAAGCAACGCCAAACGCUCCUCUUCUCUGCGACACAGACAAAGAAGGUCAAGGACCUCGCACGACUCAGCCUCAAGGAGCCAGAAUACGUCGCAGUCCGAGAGGCAGAUUCAGCAGCGACGGGGCCAGACGGCGCCGACGCCACCACGUCAAGUAAUGGCCUCACGCCGCGCAACCUCGAGCAACACUACAUGGUCGUGCCCCUCGAGCAAAAGCUGGAUCUCCUCUUCUCCUUCCUCCGCACCCACACCAAGUCCAAAAUGCUCGUCUUCUUCUCCUCGUGCAGGCAGGUCCAAUUCGCACACGAGACCUUCUGCAAGCUUCGCCCUGGUCUCUCCAUCCUCUGCCUGCACGGCAAGCAGAAGCAGGCUAAGCGACUACAGGUCUUCACCGAGUUCACAAGAACACAGGACGCAGCCCUCUUCGCCACGGACAUCGCUGCGCGCGGCCUCGACUUCCCUGCGGUAGACUGGGUUAUCCAAGUCGACGCACCAGAGGAUGCGGAUACCUACGUGCAUCGCGUGGGCCGAACGGCGCGCUACCAGUCCAAGGGCAAUUCCCUCCUCUUCGCCCUCCCCAGCGAAGAGGCCGGCGUGCUCAAGCGACUCGGCGAGAAGCAUAUUGCCGUUAAUCGCAUCAAGCCGAGGGAGAGCAAGACGCAGUCCAUUCAAAACCAGCUGCAGUCUUUCCUGUUCCAGAGCCCGGAGCUCAAGUACCUUGGACAAAAGGCCUUCGUAUCUUAUGUGCGAUCGGUCCACCUGCAAAAAGACAAGGAAGUCUUCGACGUGCUUGAGCUGCCACUCGAAAAGUACGCCGCUGCCCUUGGUCUGCCGGGGGCGCCGAAGGUCAAGUUUGUAAAGGAGGCGGCGGGCGCUAGGAAGAAGGCUGAGGCUAAGGCGAGGAAGGAAGCCGAGCGUGCGCUGGCUGACGGGGAGGAGCAGCAAGGAUCAGCGGCGGUGCGUACCAAGUACGACCGCAUGUUUGGCAGGACUAACCAGGGCGUGCUCUCCGAGCAUUACGCUAAGCUGGUGUCGGAGGGACAUGAUGAGGAGAGCAGUAGCGAGGACGAAGGAGAGGCGCCCGCGGCACCGGCGGAGCGACCUCUGAUCGGCGGCGAGGCAGAAGACGACGACGACGAAGAAGGCGCCGACUUCCUCACCCUCAAGCGCGCCGAUCAUGCCCUCGACGAGUCGGACGACGACUGCGAGGAAGCCAACACACCCCAGCUCGCCACAGCCGCGGCCGCGACCGCCUCCUCCAGCAAACUCGACACGAUGCGCGAGCAAGAAAUCUCGAAACGCAAGCUCCUCCAAGGUCAAUCCAAAAAGGCAAUGGCCGAAGCCGGCAAACGAGGGAUAGGUACAAAGCUCACAUUUGAUGACGCCGGUACGGCGCAUGCCGCUUAUGAGCUGCAGACCGAACAGGACUUUGCCGCGCAGGGCGAUGCGGCGGAGCAGGCUAGGCGUUUCGUGGAGGAGGAGCAGGAGAGAUUGAGGGAGAAGGAUAGGGAGAGGGGCAGAGUUGAGGAGAGUGAGGAUGACGAACAAGGUGGAGUGGCGAUGGCGUUGGCGCCUGAAGAUACCAGAAGUGACGGCUAUGAGACGCCAGACUUCGACCUUGAUGAGGAUGAUGAGAGCGAGGGUGCCAGCAGCGACGAUGAUCCCAGCGACGGGGUUAGCAGCGACAGUGAUAGCGACGACGACGACGACGACGACGGUCCACCAGAGGCGGAGCAAGCAACGGGCAAAGGUCGCAAGAACCUCAAGCAGGCACCGGCGACCACCAAGCAGCAGCGCAAGAAGAAGACUCCCGUCGAACCGGAGCACAGCGCCCCAACAAACGUGGCCGACGACGAGGAGCUCGCAUUGCGCAUUCUUGGCGGCGGCGGCGGCAUGGCCUGAUCACACUUCUCUCACCCGCGCUCGCACCGCCCUC